AUGGACAACUAUUACUCUUCAGCAUCCAUGGCUAUGGACGCGAGCCAUGAGCAAAAGUACUUCAAGGCAGAGGACACCAACGGUCUGGAUGACAGCCUUCUUGAUCAGAGCGGCAUUGAUUCAGGCCUGGAACUUUCUCCUCCCAUGGACAACAGGCGAGAGUCCUUCGGCAUCGGAGGGCCUCUCUUCUCUCCCAAGACGGAAGAUUGGCACUCGGUCGACAUGCAGUCGCUGCCUUCCAACAACCCCUUCUUCGAGCCGCAUAGCACAAAUCCCUACAUGCGCUUCGACCAGCCCUCUGCCAACCCUUUCAUCUCCUCGGGCAAUCCCUGGGCCAUGAACGGAGGCUCCGGAGCAGCCACGCCUUUCCAGCGCUUCGGUGGUAUGGCGACGGAUUUUGAUGCCAACACUUCCAUCUUCCAGCAGCCCAUCCACGCUCCCACUCCUUUCCCCACCUCGGGCAACAUGUUCGCUUCUCUGGCCGAUGGCCAGUCCAUGAAAGACUCUGCCUCCGCCAAGAUGCGACCCAGCAGCCCCUCCAUCCGAUCGCACAACGAUCUGCGACGCGGCGAUGGCAUUCGGAAGAAGAAUGCUCGCUUCGAGAUCCCCGCUGAGCGGAACUUGAGCAACAUCGACCAGUUGAUUUCCCAGUCGACGGAUGAGCAGGAGAUUAAGGAACUCAAGCAACAGAAGCGACUGCUGCGAAACCGACAGGCAGCUCUCGACUCCCGGCAGCGCAAGAAGCAGCACACUGAGCGCUUGGAAGAUGAGAAGAAGCAAUUCACCGUCGUCAUCACUGACAUGGAAGAGGAGCUGGCUAGCCUCAAGACCAAGGUGGAGCAGCUCAUGCUCGAGAAGCAGCAGUGCGUCGAUUACAUCGAGACCCUCACCCUUGAGAAGGACGAGAUGAUCCGCACCCACACUAUCGAGACUGGUGAGCUGAGGAAAAAGGUGGGUGUCCUGACCGACCAUGUCCAGCGCCUGGAGAGCAGCAUUCCCCCCAACGCUGCCGCCAACGGCUUCUCCGGUGCCUACGACGACAUGGACGAUGCCAUGGAUUUGGCCGGUGCUUGGGAUAAUGGCUUCCUCAACGACUUCGAUGAGGUUAAGCCGCCCAUGACUGUUACCAAGAAGGACACCAACCCCUUCACCUCCGACUCCGAGAAGAGCUCCUCCCAGGGCGGUUUGUUGUUCAUGCUCUUCCUUGUUGGCGCCUUUGUCAUGUCGAGCCGCUCGAUGCCCUCCAUCCCCCGCGUGUCGGAGGAUGUCCGAGUUGCGUCGGCGACUCUUCUCGACAACGUGCUCAAGGAUGCCGGCGUCAACCCCUCGACCGGCAUGGCCGCCAUCGCUCCUCAGCCUUCCGGCGUCUCUUGGGGACAGCCCGUUAGCGCUAGCGUGAUGGCCGGCAUGGCCGCCGAUGGCGUUGUUGCGCCGUCCAUGCUCAUUGAGCUCGGCGACAGCCUCAUCCAGCCCUCGCAGCAGCAGACCAACGAGCAGAUCUUCUCCCUCUCUGCCGCCCAGUACAACGGAGUCAGCGACCACGACUUCCUCCGCGACGCCGCCGGUAGGAUGCCCACCAAGGCUCGCAAGAACCUGGCUCAGUCUCUUGCUGAGAUGCGGGACGCCGCCAAGCAGUCGGGCGCCGCCGAGGUGUACACUCGCACUCUCCUCUGGGACCAGAUCCCCAACGACGUGGUCCGAAACUUUGCCAGAAUGGUUGUAGAGUGCAAUAGCGCUCAGAAUUCGCAGCAAUGCAACGAAGCGAGGUCAUGA
Trichoderma aggressivum f. europaeum is the source of this 1773-nucleotide messenger RNA. RefSeq names its product transcriptional regulator family: bZIP. Gene Ontology annotation, molecular function: DNA-binding transcription factor activity. Bases 1 to 1773 code for a protein of 590 amino acids. The transcript is spliced from 2 exons. Lineage: Eukaryota; Fungi; Ascomycota; Sordariomycetes; Hypocreales; Hypocreaceae. Gene Ontology annotation, biological process: regulation of DNA-templated transcription. The record is from RefSeq and is a predicted model, not a curated record.